GACAGUACACAAUGUCCACGCGCGCCGAUUGCUAGAUCGUACGUAACUGGUGUACAGCUGGAGAUAUCGUACGAUAUGUAUAGCUUGUACAGAGCUUGGUUCGGUGACAGCGUUACGCCAGACAAUUAUUCGCGGCUCCAAGAGACGUUGUCGCCACCGGACACGGUGGUGAGAGUCGGGAACGAAGGUGAGCACCAGUUUGUCGCUCACAAGGGUGUUCUGGCUGCUCACAGCGGCUAUUUGAAAGCUCUGCUGACUAGCGCGUCGGCAACACCUCCCAGUCAAGGUGUUAACGCGAAUGUCACGUCGUGCGGUAACAUGCCGGCAACUGCCAUCGCGGUAACCACUACCAAUUUGUCGGGGCAAUCAACGCGGCAGCCUGUCACGUCUGUCUCGGUUUCGUCCAUUGGUGGUGAAGCGUUCGCGCCUUUGUUGAACUACAUGUACACGGGUAGACUGGAAGUGACACUGGACAACGUGUACAGCGUGCUAUUGGCCACGCAUUUGCUGCACAUGCCGGGUGCACUGGAGCAAUGCAGGGCUGCGUUGCUCAGGCUGAGGGCACCGCCGCCAUUGCCGACCCCGAUCCCGGUGCCGGUGCCAGCGCCACCGACAUCCACGUUGACAUCGACCUCGAUGCCCACGUCGACGCCAGGCUCCGGCAACAUACUCAGGCCAAUACCGAACAGGCUGAUGAUAGAUCCGAGUAUGUGCUGGCCACCGACAGCGUCUCUUUAUUCAUCGGCCGCGCCGGGAGCAGCAGCAGCAGCAGCAGCAGCAGCAGCAGCAGUCUCCUCGUCCAUCGGUAUCCCGCAUUUGCCCCAGCUGCAGCCGUCGGUGCUCAUGCAAUCGACCGUCCCGCUCGGCGUUUCCGUCGUCCCGACCUCGAACGUCCAAGAAAGCACCCAGAGCUCGACGGCUUAUAGAGAAGUCUCAUCGCCGAAGUCGUCGCUGUUCCAAAUCGAGCGGAGCCGGGGCCUGAGAGUGGAGGCUAGGCCACAGUCGCCGGAGAACGUGUCCUCCAGUUCUCUCCCCUUCGUGGCCGCAGCGACAGCCGCGUUCACCGCGUUCACCGCGUCGAACGUCGCCGCGUCGACGAGAACGUCGUCACCAUGUCGGUCGAUUUCGCCCGCCUCGUCCUCCGUCGCCUCUCAAUCGCCGGUGCCUCAGUCGACGUGCCAAAGCAAGAAACAACCGCUGAUGGAACAACAGCAACGGCGUCAGUCCUCUAAGGAAGAACGCGAGUACGAACGGCCACGCUCGGGCAACAACCAAGGAGGGGAAACACGGUCGUCGCCAUUGACACCUGUGGCCGAUGACGGGAUCACGACGAACAGGAAUCACGAGAGGAUCGACGUGAUCGAGUCGACGUCGAUCGGCGAGAACGAUCGCGGAAGAUCCUGCAGGCGAAGAGGACGCGGUCAAAACACUAGCGGGAACAGCAACGACAGUUCCUCGAACGUUCUGUCGGUGGUGUACGACAUAGCCUGUUGCGACGGCCCGGUGAAGUUUCACCGGGUGUUGAACGAGAAUUACUCGUCGUCGACAGCGUCUUGCGCGUCCGGUGGUACCGCGGCGGCACAGUCGCGUGUGCAGAGGCCCUGUUUCGAGCCGGAGGAUCUCACAUCCGGCGAGAACGACGAGAACGGCGGGCCGACGGUGGCUGUCCGAGCUCCGACUCGGUGCGACCAGAUCGAGUCGGGGAUGGACACGGACAACAGCAACGGCAGCUACACCUGCGGCUACUGCAGGCACACGUUCAAGUCGCAGUACUGUUACAGAAAGCACACCAAGAGGCAUCUGCUGCCGACGAGGGCCGCCGACUCGAUCGGCAACCGGCAGAGGCAGGACACCGCACGAAGCAGGAGGGAGGUCAGGCUGUUGGACCUGAACGUUCAGUAUUAUCCGUGCAAGAUCUGCGGAUGCAAGUUCCCCAGCUAUUAUUUCGUCCACAAGCACAGGAAACUGUGCCACGCGAAUGCCACCGAGGAGAGGACGCAAUCCGACGAAGCCAAUAGCACGGCCAACGAGGAUCAAGAAUCGACCACCUCGACGACCAACAACGAGAAAAAGUGAACGUCUCAUCGAGGUAGAUAGCCGUGCGAGAGAUAGAUAACUGACGAUAUCAUCGAGCGAAGAUAUCUCGAUAGAUUCGUCAUCGAUUCGGCCGAAUUUGUUUUUCAGAAGACGAGAACGGAGAAAGAAGAGUAUAUAAAUAUUUACUUUCGAUGAAGCUGAACGGAGACGGACGGCGAUUAACAUAUCAAGCGAUUUGGCUGGCUAGUUGCGUUUUAUAGAGAUCAGACGUGAAUUCAGUAAUGAAAAGCCAAACGAAUGGAUGACGCUGACGCGUUAGCUAUCGGCAUUUCGUUUGAAUAGUACAGUUUGAAAACACGACGUUAAACAAGUGGGAAUAACAAGUGAACAGAAAAAGUAGGAGUAAAGCUUAGAAUGACGUUAUUAACAGUCGGCGUUCUAUUAGAUAAAUAUUGUAAAAUGUAACGCGGUUAAUAAUGAUAGAUGAUAAUUCGAGUAAAUUCAUCGGUGGUUUAACGUCUUUAACAAUCGUGUGUGAAGUAGCUUUUCUAUUAAUCGGUCUCCCUCUGUCAGAAUCCUUUUUUCAUUUGGAAAUUAUCAAUUGUUGACGUGUUAAGUUUUAUUAUCAAAUAUUAUAAGCAAUAUUUACUGUAUAAUUACAUUAUGCUGUACCUACAAACAUAUGUAACAUAUGUUGUAAUAAUAAUAAU
Messenger RNA from Frieseomelitta varia, 2747 nucleotides. RefSeq lists its product as uncharacterized. Bases 76 to 2076 code for a protein of 666 amino acids. Gene Ontology annotation, biological process: regulation of transcription by RNA polymerase II. The record is from RefSeq and is a predicted model, not a curated record. Lineage: Eukaryota; Metazoa; Arthropoda; Insecta; Hymenoptera; Apidae. Gene Ontology annotation, molecular function: RNA polymerase II cis-regulatory region sequence-specific DNA binding; DNA-binding transcription factor activity, RNA polymerase II-specific; protein binding. The transcript has 3 exons.